This is a messenger RNA of Papaver somniferum (opium poppy), 756 nucleotides long. RefSeq lists its product as uncharacterized. The transcript is spliced from 2 exons. The record is from RefSeq and is a predicted model, not a curated record. Lineage: Eukaryota; Viridiplantae; Streptophyta; Magnoliopsida; Ranunculales; Papaveraceae. The coding region runs from base 1 to 756 and encodes 251 amino acids. Gene Ontology annotation, molecular function: nucleic acid binding; RNA-DNA hybrid ribonuclease activity.
AUGAGUUUACCUCCUAAAAUUCUCCAUCUCCUAUGGAGAAUUCUUCAAGACUGUGUUCCUACUAGAGAAAAAAUGGUUAAACAUGUUCAAACCAUUGAUGACAUUUUUUCUUUAUGUGGUAAUUGUAAGGAAGAAGUUCAACAUCUUUUUUUGCAUUGUUCUGUUACUCAGCGUAUUUGGUUUGAUAUGGAUACCACUGUGCUUCCCUCUGUUGGUAAUCUGGAUUUGUUCAAGCCAGAUAGCUUUAUCCAUGAUUUUAAAAAUUAUAUUUCAGAGAUUGAAGCAAACAUUAUAACCCCACGGAGUAUUAGUAGAAGUACUUCUAUACCUCUGAAGUGGUUGGCACCUGUAGAUUUUGAAAUCAAAAUAAAUUUUGAUGUCUCUUUUAUUACUAAAAGGUUACCAGUGGGUGUGGGACUAAUAGCUCGCAACUCUGCAGGAACUUUCAUUGCAGCAAAAGGUAGUUCAUCAACAGCUGUAGAUGAAAAGCAAAGGGAGGCUAUUGCAGCGCUGGAAGCACUGAAAUGGGCUAAGGAAAGGAAUUUUACGGAGCUGCACUUGGAAGGCGACAUCAUCAAUGUAGUGGAUGCAAUUAAUGGAAUCACUGGUAGAAUAAAUUGGACGACAAAUAGUGUCAUCCAAGAAUGUCUUGUUUUACUUAAUUCAUUUAGUAGAUGGAAAUGCUCUCAUAUUAAAAGAGAAGCGAAUAGAGUGGCUGAUGAUUUAGAAAAAUAUGCAAGAUCUAACGCAAACUAG